Molecule: messenger RNA, 2475 nt
Organism: Scleropages formosus (Asian bonytongue)
Lineage: Eukaryota; Metazoa; Chordata; Actinopteri; Osteoglossiformes; Osteoglossidae
Product: peptidyl-prolyl cis-trans isomerase FKBP10-like
Exons: 10
Coding region: 715-2160 (481 amino acids)
Cellular component (GO): endoplasmic reticulum
Molecular function (GO): peptidyl-prolyl cis-trans isomerase activity; calcium ion binding
Source: RefSeq, a predicted model, not a curated record
CGGCCGGGGGCGAACGAACGGCUCGGCGGUUCAUGACGUGACACUGACUGACGUCACGGGCGUCGCUGCAGCGGCCGAGCGGACUCCGCUUCUGCCAACUUGUGAGCGGUCGGUUCGCGCUCCGCAGACGUGUCGAGUCGCUCAGCGCCGCUUUUCAGGUCCGACCAGGGUCCCAACGCAGACUGCUCUACUCAGCCAUAACACUGCCUUUGCUAAACACACCGGCCCGGUGUGGUAACGCGGAGCUGCUGGCAGUGCGCCUGCGCGCUCCAAACGCACUUUUCGCGGUCUUUCGCUCGGCGCGCGACCCUCGGGUCGGGGCGCGAAGACCUGACGAUCGAUGGCCGCCUGAGCUCCUUCUCCUCCCUCCGUCGUGCUUCGUAUCGAGUCUCUUUUAUAACUCAGCACGGGUGCUUUUCUCACACACCGCUCCCGGGACUUUAAAGAGAAAAGAACACCAGACAGACGGAAAGGUGAACGUGGUAACUAGUUUACACCUGUAGGAAGGAAGGAGGUGAAGCUGCUCGUCGCCUUCGCUUCGUUCUGCGGAAAAAGUAACGCCACAUAAAUCCUACCUACAUACAGGACACGUUAAAAGUGACAAUAGUACAAACGCUACAGCACGUCGGAUUCCUUCUGUCCUCUCCUCACAUCAGCCAUGACCGCGGUCUUCCCUUCAGUGGCCAGGUGGGCCUGGGCCGACUCAUCACAGGGAUGGAGCGUGGGAUCAAGGGCAUGUGCAUCAACGAGCGCCGGAAGAUUACGGUUCCUCCUCACCUGGCGUAUGGCAGCGUCGGUGCAGCCGACGUAAUCCCCCCUGACACCACAUUGGUGUUUGAUGUGCAUCUGCUGGACAUCUGGAAUACGAAGGACCGCGUUCAGACCAGCACCAUCAGCAGGCCGCAGCAGUGCAAGCGUGCCGUGCAGAGAACGGACUUUGUGCGCUACCACUAUAAUGGCACCCUUCUAGAUGGCACACCCUUUGAUUCCAGCUAUGAGCGGAAGCAGACUUACGAUACCUACGUCGGGGAGGGCUGGUUAAUCAAAGGGAUGGAUGAGGGACUCCUGGGCAUGUGUGUGGGAGAGAAGAGGAACAUGAUCAUCCCACCUUUCCUGGCCUAUGGAGCAGAUGGACAUGGCACAGAGAUUCCUCCCCAUGCAAGUCUGGUGUUUGAUGUCCUCCUAGUGGAUUUACACAACCCCAAGGAUGACAUCGUAAUAGACAAUCAGGUGGUGCCUGAGUCGUGCACGCGCAAAUCUGUGCCUGGAGAUUUCAUCCGCUACCACUACAAUGGGACCUUCCUGGAUGGAAUGCCUUUUGAGUCCAGCUACCAGAGGAACAGCACAUACAACACCUACGUGGGCAUGGGCUAUAUGAUCCCUGGCAUGGACAAGGCCCUGUUGGGUGUGUGCAUUGGGGAGAGGAGGCGUGUCACUAUCCCUCCCCACCUGGCUUAUGGAGAAAAUGGAGUUGGUGAUGACAUCCCCAGAUCUGCAGUGCUGGUCUUUGACAUCCAUGUCAUUGACUUCCACAAUGCCAGGGACCCUGUGGAGGUCCAGGUCACCCACCGGCCAGAGGAGUGCAACAUGAGCAGCGCUGUUGAUGACCUCGUACAGUACCAGUACAACUGCUCCCUGCUGGAUGGCACGCUGCUAUUUUCUUCGAGAGAUUACGAAAGACCACAGGAGGUUGUAUUGGGGGCCGACAAAGUGAUUGAUGGACUGGAUGAAGGUCUGCGGGGGAUGUGCGUGGGCGAGCGCAGGGUCCUCAUUGUGCCUCCACACUUGGGCCAUGGCGACAUCAGCGUAGGAGGAGUUCCCCCCAAUGCAGUGCUGCGCUUUGAUGUGGAGCUUGUGGGCAUCCAGAAGGGGGUGCCAAAGGGCUACCUUUUUGUGUGGCUGGAGGAAGGUCCUUCAGAGCUUUUCCAGGCACUAGAUGUGAACAAGGACCAGGAGGUCCCAUUGGAAGAGUUCUCAGCAUUCAUAAAAAGUCUGGUUGCAGAGGGCAAAGGUCGCUUACGGCCAGGGCAGCACUCUGAUGUUGUCAUCCAGGACAUGUUCAACAACCAGGACCGCAACAAGGAUGGCAGGAUCACGGCAGAUGAGCUGAAGCUGAAGGCCCAGGAAGAUGCAGAGAGGAGUAGGCAUGAGGAGCUCUAAGGUGGAACGGUGAGGAUGGAAACUCUCCACUGCAGAGUGGAGUGACCCAUCUCUAUUCAGUCAGCGUCCAGGGUGCCACCGACCGCCUGCAGCUGACGCUGGAAGGCCAGUCCUGAAAUGGCUGGAGUUCUGCAUCGUGUUUCACGUUCUCUUUGAUGAAAAUUGGUGUACAUGAGCUGUAUGUGUCAUAUUGCCGCCACUUUGCCAAACAAACGUUGUAUAAUUUAAGAGAAAAAAAAAAAAAGGUGAUGAUCCCUUUCAGUUGGAGUAAAAAAAAAUAAAGAAAUGGGGAAACCUAUUGCAAUGUUCACACCA